This is a messenger RNA of Populus euphratica (Euphrates poplar), 1768 nucleotides long. Its product is annotated as serine carboxypeptidase-like 50. Gene Ontology annotation, biological process: proteolysis. Lineage: Eukaryota; Viridiplantae; Streptophyta; Magnoliopsida; Malpighiales; Salicaceae. Gene Ontology annotation, molecular function: serine-type carboxypeptidase activity. The coding region runs from base 33 to 1364 and encodes 443 amino acids. The record is from RefSeq and is a predicted model, not a curated record. The transcript is spliced from 2 exons.
CAAUUCUCCCGUAACCAAGUCCUCCUUCGCUAAUGGAGUCAACAACAGUCAUCAUUCUCCUCCUCCUCCUCCUCUUCCUCCACCAUCCUUCAGCUACGUCAUCAACACCCACCUCUAUUUUCCCAAACGAGGCUCUCCCCACAAAAUCAGGUUAUAUCCCUGUCAAACCCAAAACAAACUCAGCUAUUUUCUACACGUUUUACGAGGCUCAAAAACCAACUUCACCUCUUUCCCAAACCCCACUUCUCAUCUGGCUCCAAGGUGGCCCUGGCUGCUCCUCCAUGGUUGGGAACUUCCUUGAACUUGGCCCUUAUCGCGUUGUCGAUUCGCAAGACAACGAACACCCUGCUCUUCAGCCCAAUUUAGGCUCCUGGAACCGUAUUUUUGGCCUCAUUUUCAUCGAUAACCCAAUAGGGACCGGAUUCAGUAUCGCUUCGAGCCCUGAAGAGAUACCAAGAGAUCAGCACACUGUUGCCGAGCAUCUCUUCGCCGCCAUCUCUGAGUUUAUUAAACUAGACCCAGUGUUCAAGACUCGCCCGAUUUAUAUAACCGGAGAGAGUUAUGCAGGAAAGUAUGUUCCUGCAAUUGGUUAUUACAUUUUGAAGAAGAAUACGAAGCUGCCUGUGGCGAAACAAGUGAAUCUGAAAGGUGUUGCUAUAGGUAAUGGGUUAACGGAUCCGGUGACACAAGUCAAAACUCAUGCCCUGAAUGCUUACUUUUCUGGAUUGAUCAAUGAGAGACAAAAGGGUGAACUGGAAGAAGCUCAAAGGGAGGCAGUUAAGUUGGUUAGAAUGGGAAAUUGGAGUGAGACAACAGAUGCAAGAAGCAGGGUCUUGACUAUGUUGCAAAACAUGACAGGACUAGCCACUUUGUAUGACUUCACUAGGAAAGUGCCCUACGAAACAGAAUUGGUAACUAAACUGAUGCAACUAGCCGAAGUGAAGAAUGCAUUGAAGGCAAAUGAAUCUAUAGUUUUUGAGGAUUGUAGUGACACGGUGGGGGAAGCAUUGUAUGAAGAUGUAAUGAAGAGCGUUAAGUAUAUGGUGGAAUUCUUGGUUAAGAAGAGUAUCGUGCUGUUGUAUCAAGGGCAUUUGGAUUUGAGAGAUGGAGUGGUUUCAACAGAGGCUUGGGUGAAGACAAUGAAAUGGGAAGGGAUAGGGAAGUACUUGAUGGCUGAGAGGAAGGUGUGGAAAGUAAAUGGUGUGCUUGCUGGGUAUGUGCAGAAGUGGAGGAGUUUUAGCAAUGCUGUGGUGUUAGGGGCUGGGCAUCUUGUGCCUACUGACCAAGCAGUGAAUUCUCAGGCUAUGAUAGAGGAUUGGGUCCUGGAAAGGGGGGUCUUUGCUAAUGUAGAGGGGGAGCACUGAAAUCAGUAAGCUGCUACUACUGCUACUGUUGCAAGUGGAGGAUUUCGUGUCAGACAAUGAACAAAUCCCACGCUUCGUUUUCAUCUAUCACGCACCAUCCAAGUGAUGUUUUUAUUUGAACAACAUGAUGGGAUUGUCUCUGCUGGAUCUUGUUUUUAUUUAAAUUACCACGUUAUUCAGAGGAGAUAAAACUGAAAUAACAUCUUAUCCAAUUUCGUCUAUCCAUUCUGUCAUCCGUAGAUGCUUCCGUAGACGCGACAGACUGUCAUCAGACACGCUUCACCUUUUACCAUAUGAAAUCUCAAGGUUCCUGGGAAGUUCACCAUACAUGUAACUGGUAUGGUAUCUCUAUCGCAUCGCUCUGUAGCAUAUUGACUUUGAAAACCACUUAAUUUUUACAGUUU